GUACUUUCCCCGAGUAACUCAAGCCGUGCAUUUAAAGAUUUUUAAACAUCCUGGAAUGCUACUGGUCCAUGUCCCUGGCUGAGAAAAUGAGACCCUUUAACUCUAGAGUCUAUUGAUGUAUCCCUGAUUACCAUGAACUGUCUUCCUAGUCCUGAACUGUGCGUACUAUGCAAAAGCUGGCAGGCUGACAAAGCGGCCUCAGGACGGACUUUCUGGCUACUGACCGUUUUGCUGUGGCUCACCCGGAUAGUGUGUAGGCGCGAGAUCAACCAUGAGCUCCGUUGCAGUUCUGACCCAAGAGAGCUUUGCUGAACACCGAAGUGGGCUGGUUCCGCAACAGAUCAAAGUUGCCACUUUAAAUUCAGAAGAGGAGAGUGACCCUCCAACCUACAAGGAUGCCUUCCCUCCACUCCCUGAGAAAGCAGCUUGUUUGGAAAAUGCCCAGGAACCUGCCGGCGCCUGGAGUAACAAGAUCCGGCCCAUCAAGGCUUCUGUCAUCACUCAGGUAUUCCAUGUACCCCUGGAGGAGAGAAAAUACAAAGACAUGAACCAGUUUGGAGAAGGUGAACAAGCAAAAAUCUGCCUUGAGAUCAUGCAGAGAACUGGUGCUCACCUGGAGCUGUCUCUCGCCAAAGACCAGGGCCUCUCCAUCAUGGUCUCGGGGAAGCUGGACGCUGUCAUGAAAGCCCGGAAGGACAUUGUUGCUAGACUGCAGACUCAGGCCUCAGCAACUGUUGCCAUUCCCAAAGAACACCAUCGCUUCGUUAUUGGCAAAAAUGGAGAGAAACUGCAAGACUUGGAGUUAAAAACUGCAACCAAAAUCCAGAUCCCCCGCCCAGAUGACGCCAGCAAUCAGAUCAGGAUCACCGGCACCAAAGAGGGCAUCGAGAAAGCUCGCCAUGAAGUCUUGCUCAUCUCUGCUGAGCAGGACAAACGUGCUGUAGAAAGGCUAGAAGUGGAGAAGGCUUUCCACCCCUUCAUCGCUGGGCCUUAUAAUCGGCUCGUUGGCGAGAUCAUGCAGGAGACGGGGACACGCAUCAACAUACCCCCACCCAGCGUCAACCGGACAGAAAUCGUCUUCACUGGGGAGAAGGAGCAGUUGGCUCAGGCUGUGGCUCGAAUCAAGAAGAUCUACGAGGAAAAGAAAAAGAAGACCACGACCAUCGCGGUGGAGGUGAAGAAAUCCCAGCACAAGUAUGUCAUCGGGCCCAAGGGCAAUUCCUUGCAGGAGAUCCUGGAAAGAACUGGAGUUUCUGUGGAGAUACCCCCCUCGGACAGCAUCUCCGAGACUGUGAUACUGCGAGGCGAGCCUGAAAAGCUAGGACAGGCGUUGACUGAAGUCUAUGCCAAGGCCAACAGUUUUACGGUCUCCUCCGUCUCUGCUCCUUCUUGGCUUCACCGUUUCAUCAUUGGCAAGAAAGGGCAGAAUCUGGCCAAAAUCACUCAGCAGAUGCCAAAGGUUCACAUUGAGUUCACAGAGGGUGAAGAUAGGAUCACCCUGGAAGGCCCCACAGAGGACGUGAAUGUGGCCCAGGAGCAGAUCGAAGCCAUGGUCAAAGACUUGAUUAACCGGAUGGACUACGUGGAGAUCAACAUCGACCACAAGUUCCACAGACACCUUAUUGGGAAGAGCGGAGCCAACAUAAACAGAAUCAAAGACCAGUACAAGGUGUCUGUGCGCAUCCCUCCUGACAGCGAGAAGAGCAACCUGAUUCGCAUCGAGGGGGACCCACAGGGGGUGCAACAGGCGAAGCGGGAGCUGCUGGAGCUCGCCUCUCGCAUGGAAAAUGAGCGAACCAAGGAUCUAAUCAUUGAGCAAAGAUUUCAUCGAACAAUCAUUGGGCAGAAGGGUGAACGGAUCCGUGAAAUUCGUGACAAAUUCCCAGAGGUCAUCAUCAACUUUCCAGACCCAGCACAAAAAAGUGAUAUUGUCCAACUCCGAGGGCCGAAGAAUGAGGUGGAAAAAUGCACAAAAUACAUGCAGAAGAUGGUGGCAGAUCUGGUGGAAAAUAGCUAUUCAAUUUCUGUUCCAAUCUUCAAACAGUUUCACAAGAACAUCAUUGGGAAAGGAGGCGCAAACAUUAAAAAGAUUCGGGAAGAAAGCAACACAAAGAUUGACCUUCCAGCAGAGAAUAGCAAUUCAGAAACCAUUAUCAUCACAGGCAAGCGAGCCAACUGCGAGGCUGCCCGGAGCCGCAUUCUGUCCAUCCAGAAAGACCUGGCCAACAUAGCCGAGGUGGAGGUUUCAAUCCCUGCCAAGCUGCAUAACUCUCUCAUCGGCACGAAGGGCCGCCUGAUCCGCUCCAUCAUGGAGGAGUGCGGUGGCGUCCACAUUCACUUCCCUGUGGAAGGUUCAGGAAGCGACACAGUUGUCAUCAGGGGUCCUUCCUCGGAUGUGGAGAAGGCCAAGAAACAGCUGCUGCACCUGGCCGAGGAGAAGCAAACCAAGAGUUUCACCGUUGACAUUCGCGCCAAGCCAGAAUACCACAAGUUCCUCAUUGGCAAAGGGGGCGGCAAAAUUCGCAAGGUGCGUGACAACACAGGAGCCCGCAUCAUAUUCCCAGCGGCCGAGGACAAGGAUCAGGAGCUGAUCACCAUCAUAGGGAAGGAAGACGCCGUCAGGGAGGCCCAGAAGGAGCUGGAGGCCCUGAUCCAGAACCUGGAUAACGUGGUUGAAGACAGCAUGCUGGUGGACCCCAAGCACCACCGUCAUUUCGUCAUCCGGAGAGGCCAGGUCUUGCGGGAGAUUGCUGAAGAGUAUGGUGGGGUGAUGGUUAGCUUCCCACGCUCUGGCACUCAGAGUGACAAAGUCACCCUCAAGGGUGCCAAGGACUGCGUGGAGGCGGCCAAGAAGCGCAUUCAGGAGAUCAUCGAGGACCUGGAAGCCCAGGUGACCAUUGAAUGUGCCAUACCCCAGAAAUUUCACCGCUCUGUCAUGGGCCCCAAAGGUUCCAGGAUCCAGCAGAUUACUCGGGACUAUAACGUUCAAAUUAAAUUCCCAGACAGAGAGGAGAACCCAGUUCAUAGUGUGGAGCCGGCUGUCCAGGAGAACGGUGACGACGCUGGGGAGGGGAGGGAUGCUAAAGAGGCCGACCCUGGCUCUCCCAGGAGGUGCGACAUCAUCACCAUCUCUGGCCGAAAGGAAAAAUGUGAGGCCGCCAAGGAAGCCCUCGAGGCGCUGGUUCCCGUCACCAUUGAAGUGGAGGUGCCCUUUGACCUUCACCGGUACAUCAUCGGGCAGAGGGGAAGUGGGAUCCGCAAGAUGAUGGACGAGUUUGAGGUAAACAUACACGUGCCAGCACCUGAACUGCAGUCUGACAUCAUCGCCAUCACGGGCCUCGCUGCCAAUUUGGACCGGGCCAAGGCUGGGCUACUGGAGCGUGUGAAGGAGCUGCAGGCGGAACAGGAGGACCGGGCUUUAAGGAGUUUUAAGCUGAGCGUCACUGUAGAUCCCAAAUACCAUCCCAAAAUUAUUGGGAGAAAAGGGGCAGUGAUUACCCAAAUCCGCUUGGAGCAUGACGUGAACAUCCAGUUUCCUGAUAAGGACGAUGGGAACCAGCCCCAGGACCAAAUUACCAUCACAGGGUACGAAAAGAAUACAGAAGCAGCCCGGGACGCAAUCCUGAAAAUCGUGGGUGAGCUUGAACAGAUGGUUUCCGAGGACGUGCCUCUGGACCACCGUGUGCACGCCCGCAUCAUUGGUGCCCGUGGCAAAGCCAUCCGUAAGGUCAUGGACGAAUUCAAGGUGGACAUUCGCUUCCCACAGAGCGGAGCCCCAGACCCCAACUGUGUCACCGUGACGGGGCUCCCAGAGAACGUGGAGGAAGCCAUCGACCACAUCCUCAACCUGGAGGAGGAAUACCUGGCUGACGUGGUGGACAGCGAGGCGCUGCAGGUUUACAUGAAGCCCCCAGCCCAUGAGGAGUCCAAGGCACCAUCCAAGGGCUUUGUGGUGCGGGACGCUCCCUGGACCGCCAACAGCAGCGAGAAGGCUCCCGAUAUGAGCAGCUCUGAGGAAUUUCCCAGCUUUGGGGCUCAGGUGGCCCCCAAGACCCUCCCUUGGGGCCCCAAACGAUAAUGAUCAAAAAGGAGAAACCUCUCCAGCCUGCUGACCCAAACCCACCACACAACAGUUUGUCUCAAUCUGACCCAGCGGCUGGCCCCUCCGUAAAUUGUUGACGCUCCCCCUCCCCGAGGUCUCGCAGUGAAGCCGGGCCCGCCCGGCGCUGUGUGCGGCUGGGUCUUGGGCCUGGCCAGCGCCCAGUGCGUGCUCAGGACCUGCUCCCUGAUGCCUUUGCCCUGGGACGGCUCUCCACUGUUGUGAACACUAACAGAGGUAACGGGACAUUUCACGAUAAGCUUCCUGGUCCACCCAGCAUGUCAGUAAGGCUCUGGCCUCCACUAUGAGAGCUGCACAGCUGUGGCUGAGUCUACUUCCUGUGUCAUGACCUCAGGAAAUAAAUUUCCUUGACUUUAUAAAAGCCAAA
Molecule: messenger RNA, 4487 nt
Organism: Equus quagga
Lineage: Eukaryota; Metazoa; Chordata; Mammalia; Perissodactyla; Equidae
Gene: HDLBP
Product: high density lipoprotein binding protein
Exons: 28
Coding region: 272-4078 (1268 amino acids)
Cellular component (GO): cytoplasm; nucleus
Molecular function (GO): mRNA binding
Source: RefSeq, a predicted model, not a curated record